Molecule: messenger RNA, 369 nt
Organism: Bipolaris maydis ATCC 48331
Lineage: Eukaryota; Fungi; Ascomycota; Dothideomycetes; Pleosporales; Pleosporaceae
Source: RefSeq, a predicted model, not a curated record
AUGGUCUUGAUGGUGCCACGAGGGAGUGGGCCAGCCGCCUACUACGACGACAACGACGACGACGACUGCGACUGCGACUGCGACUACGACUGCGACUACGACUACGACUACGACUACGACGUCGAGCUGAGCCGGCCGCUCUGCCUACUUGGCUCGCUCUCGCUCUCCGUCUCUGUGCCUCGCCCGCCUCGCUCGUGUUCUGAUCUCCCAGGAUGGCUCUGUCCACCACGACAGGCUGCCUGUCCCGCAGCCGCAUCCGCGACGAGCAUGCCGUGUAGAGGCCGCAGCAGGCCCGAGAGUGCAUGGCAGGGCAGGCCAUGGCAGAGCAGAGCAGGGCAGGCCAGGCCAGGCCAGGGCGCAAUGGCAUAG